AUGCUGGGCUGGAAGGGCAACUUUAUCUCUGGUAUGAGCUUCGCAGAGAGUGCAGCAAAGUACCCUGGCACAUGCUAUUGGGACUUUCACAGGGCAAAUCUGCAUAAUGCUCUUGUAGAAAGAGCGCUAGAGCUAGGUGCGAAGGUGAGGCUAGGCUGUCGGGUUACUGACGUACGGUGUGAUAAGGACGGCAUUAGUGCGAGCAUCGACUUGGCCAAUGGGGAAGUCAUUGCGGCGGAUCUGGUAGUAGGAGCGGAUGGGAUCAACUCAAAGCUUAGGGAAGUGAUGUUGGGCAAGGCAGAUCCACCGACAUUGACCGGAGAUCUGGCAUUUCGAUUACUGCUUUCCACGAAAGAUAUGCUAAAAGAUCCCGUUUUGAGAGACUUUGUAGAGAAACCCCAAGUAAAUUACUGGAUGGGACCCGACAAACAUGCAGUGAAUUAUGUUUUGAGAGGUGGAGAGCUAUUGAACAUGGUGCUGCUAGUGCCUGAUGAUAUGCCUCAAGACGGACCAAGCACAUUAGCUGGCGAUGUUACGGAAAUGCAAGCGUUGUUCGAAGACUGGGAUCCUAGAAUCCCCAAACUGUUAGCCCUUUCCGAGAGUGUCUACAAGUGGCGAUUAUGUAUUCGAAAAGGAAUGGAUCAGUGGUCACAUCCAUCUGGAUCCUUCACGUUAUUGGGAGACGCGGUUCAUGCCACACUACCCUACUUGGCAAGUGGCGCUGGUAUGGCAUUAGAAGAUGCUGCAGUGCUCGGAGAGCUCUUUGGACGAUCCGAGAAUCCACGAGUUCCAGAGGAGAAAAGGCUUCUGCUGCAAAUGUACGAGGAAUGCAGGAAACCAAGAACUGAACGUGUGGUAGAACGAGGAAACACGCAACAAUGGCUGUAUCAUCUACACGAUGGACCUGAGCAGCAAGAACGUGAUCGAAUCAUGAAGGCCAUGGAGGCAGGUGAGGCUCUAGCUUGGAGGGAUAAAUCUCUUUCUGACUGGCUAUUGGGUUACAACGUUGAAGACGAUGUUGCAAGGGUAUGGAGCAAGCAGUCCAUGAAGAUGAUGAAAGAGGUUGCGCCGGCAUUGUCAGACACGAAUGCAUUUGACGCAGAGACGAGGAUCACGUCAAACUUAUAG
This is a messenger RNA of Lithohypha guttulata, 1128 nucleotides long. RefSeq lists its product as uncharacterized. Gene Ontology annotation, molecular function: FAD binding; monooxygenase activity. The record is from RefSeq and is a predicted model, not a curated record. NCBI's taxonomy places the organism in Eukaryota, Fungi, Ascomycota, Eurotiomycetes, Chaetothyriales, Trichomeriaceae. The transcript has 2 exons. Bases 1 to 1128 code for a protein of 375 amino acids.